AGGGCUUUCAUUUUCAGUCUCUGCCGGACCGAUCAGACCUCUGCGAGCGGCGGUGGCAUUGCAUGUACCGGACCGAGCCGUCGUUUUCCGAAGUCGACCGGCGUUGUGUUUUUUCGACGUUCGUGGUUUUGCCGUUUAAGCAUUUCUAUUCGAAGAAAUGGCGGAGGUCAACAGCACUGGCAAUGAGAUUCCUCCGAACAUGACCAUCUAUAUUAACAAUCUCAACGAGAAAAUCAAGCUGGAAGAAUUGAAGAAGUCGCUGAACGCGGUGUUCUCGCAGUUCGGGAAGAUUCUGGAAGUAUUAGCUUUCAAAACCUUGAAGCACAAAGGACAGGCUUGGGUUGUCUUCGAAGAAGUAUCGUCUGCCACUAAUGCGCUUAGACAAAUGCAGGGCUUUCCUUUCUAUGAUAAGCCUAUGAGGAUACAAUAUGCAAAGACGAAAUCGGAUGUUAUCUCGAAGUCUGAUGGUACAUUUGUUCCCCGGGAGAAACGAAAGAGGCACGAGGAGAAGGGGAGGAAGAAGAAAGAGCAGCAUGAUGCUAAUCAAGCUGGGAUGGGUAUGAAUCCUGCUUUUGGUGGAGCAUAUGGUGCAACAGCGCACUCUCAAGUACCUUAUUCUGGUGGAGUUAUGGUGCCAGAAGCACCAGCCCCACCCAAUAGCAUUUUGUUUGUACAAAAUCUUCCCCAUGAAACGACUCCAAUGAUGCUACAAAUGCUGUUCUGUCAGUACCCUGGUUUUAAGGAGGUUCGUAUGAUCGAAGCAAAGCCAGGUAUUGCAUUUGUAGAGUACGCCGAUGAGGUACAAUCGACAGUCGCCAUGCAAGCGCUACAAGGUUUCAAGAUGAACCCGCAAAACUCGAUGUUGAUAACUUAUGCAAAGAAAUAGGAUAGCAAAUCUUGGUCUCUUCACUGUAUGGAAAGCCAACUGCUAUCUUCUGAUUCUCAGUACAGGAGAUCGUGUGUAAAAUACUGUCAUCAUGAACUUGCUGAAAAUUCUAUUCAGAUCAGUUUUCUUAACUAGGAAUAGAACAGAUCUCGGAUCCCAUGAACGCAGCGGUUGCCAUGAUUAUCGUUGAACUCGUAGUAAAGUUUGAUUUUCAUUAUCA
This is a messenger RNA of Cucurbita pepo subsp. pepo (vegetable marrow), 1106 nucleotides long. RefSeq names its product U1 small nuclear ribonucleoprotein A. Gene Ontology annotation, molecular function: RNA binding. The record is from RefSeq and is a predicted model, not a curated record. NCBI's taxonomy places the organism in Eukaryota, Viridiplantae, Streptophyta, Magnoliopsida, Cucurbitales, Cucurbitaceae.